Molecule: messenger RNA, 1623 nt
Organism: Kazachstania africana CBS 2517
Lineage: Eukaryota; Fungi; Ascomycota; Saccharomycetes; Saccharomycetales; Saccharomycetaceae
Gene: APM2
Product: Apm2p
Exons: 1
Coding region: 1-1623 (540 amino acids)
Biological process (GO): intracellular protein transport; clathrin-dependent endocytosis
Cellular component (GO): cytoplasmic vesicle; AP-2 adaptor complex
Molecular function (GO): clathrin-cargo adaptor activity
Source: RefSeq, a predicted model, not a curated record
AUGAGUUCAAUCCUCUAUAUACUGAACGAAGAUUUAGAAUCCUUAUUGUCAAAAAGUAUUAAGGCACUGGAAUCUCCAGAUAUACCGUUAUCACUAUUUAAGAAACAAUUCCACAAGCAUCAGGUUACAACACCAGUGAUAAUCUACGAAGACUACAUUUUCACAUGUAUACAAAGAGAUACGCUCUAUUUCGUCAGUUCAAUAGACUGUAAGACAAAUAUACUGGAGACAUUACAUUAUCUGAAUGAAUUUUACAUAUUACUGAAGAAUUAUUUUAAUGUCAAACAAUUGGAUAAAAACAUUAUAAUGGAUAAUCUUGUCCCAAUACUAGAAUUGAUAGAGGAGAGUGUUGAUUUUGGAAUCAUACAAAUAACAGAUUCAAAUCUUAUGAAAGAUUAUAUCCGAAUUAAGGUUAAUUUACCACAGGAUGACUAUAAAAUUCAUUAUGACAGUAGUGAUGAAGAGAAAACAAAUUAUCACAAGGGUAAAAAACAUAUCAGGAAAGAAUUGACAUAUUUGAAGAAAAAAGUUCUUGGUAGGGGAACGCAUGAACACAGCAAAUCAAUUGAUAAGACAAUUGAACAAAAGCAUACUACAGCUGAAGACGAGCUAGUUGAUGAAGAUACAUAUAUCAACAGUUACAUUGCAAAGACAACUAUUAUGUCAGUUUCAUGGAGAGCUAAAGGUAUUCAAUACGCAAAGAAUGAAUUCUUCCUUGAUGUGAUAGAAAAGGUAGAAUAUUUCAUGGAUUUUUCAAAUAACAUUAUUAAAAAGAAUUUAAUUCAUGGUGAGAUUAUAUGUAAAUCAUUCUUAUCAGGCAUGCCUACAUUGAAAGUAUCAUUGAACAAAAUAAUAUAUCAGGAUAAACAAUUUUUGUCAAGUUGUAAGUUUCAUCAAUGCGUCAUGCCAGAUUCUGUUGACGAGGGUAAAGUACUCGAAUUUGUUCCCCCAGAUGGUGAUUUUGUUCUUUGCAAAUACGAAUUGAAAAGACAUGUUAAUGAUUUACCUUUACUGAAAUUGAUAUCCUAUGAAGUAAAACCUAAACUGGACAAGUACAAGUUAAAAUUAUUCGUUACCAUUGAAUCAACUUUCAAGAAAACCAAUUCAACAACAAAAUUGAACAUAAAGAUUCCAUUGAAAGUCCUCUUGGAGAAAUACGACAUUGAUCUAAGUAAAAAUAUCAAAUCUAGGUGCGAUGAAGGUAAAAUAUUAUUUAAUGUAAGUGAUGACUUCCUCCUGUGGGAAAUUGGCGCCAUGAAAGGUGGUAAUUCCCAGCUGAAAAUGGGUGCAGAUUUUGCAUUAUUCAAUGAAGAAGAAUAUCUACGACAACAGGAAGAAUUAAAGACAUCGAUGAAUCCACCACCGCUAAGAACAGGUCCAAAGUUAGAGGAGCUUUACAAGCAAAUUCAUGAAGAGAAAUGUAAUAACUUCACGAGGAAAGGUGAAUCAAGCGACGAAACCAAGGGAAAUCUAAUAAAAAUGGAUUUUGAAAUACCUUACAACACCUCAAGUGGUUUGAAAGUUGAAUACUUGAAAAUUGAGGAGCCGAACUUACAAUAUCAGGCAUUUCCUUGGGUGCGCUAUAAAACUAUUAGCGAUGAUGGUUACGCUUACGCUGUAUGA